Dichotomopilus funicola is the source of this 1056-nucleotide messenger RNA. Its product is annotated as RTA1 like protein-domain-containing protein. Lineage: Eukaryota; Fungi; Ascomycota; Sordariomycetes; Sordariales; Chaetomiaceae. The transcript has 5 exons. Gene Ontology annotation, cellular component: fungal-type vacuole; plasma membrane. The record is from RefSeq and is a predicted model, not a curated record. Bases 1 to 1056 code for a protein of 351 amino acids.
AUGGGCAUCGACCCGUCCAUGUUCCCACCGGACUGGGACCAGGACGAUAUCGAAGACGCACUCGCCAAUCACUACUACACUUGCACACAAGUCACCACCGAUUGCCCCGUUGAGAACACUACUCUGGGAUACUAUCCAAACCGUGGGAUCAACAUUUUCUUUACUAUUGGGUUUGCGUUUGCGACGGCGGCCGCGUUGAGUUUGGGAAUCAAGAAAAGGACGUGGAGCUACUCGGGAUUUAUCGCGGCUGGGUGCGCGCUGGAACUCGCCGGCUACGGUGCCCGUAUUCCGCUGACUGACAACCCGUGGAACAACCAUGCCUUCGAGACCCAGAUCGUCGCUAUCAUCCUCGCCCCGACCCUUCUCUGCAUCUCCGUCUACCUCACCCUCAAACAUGUCUGCCUGGCUCUUAACCCGGCCUUGUCACGUGUCCGGCCUCGCCUGUACCCAUUCAUCUUCGUGCCCAUGGACGUCUCUUGCCUCCUGGUCCAAGCUAUUGGCGGAUCGUUGGCUGCCAGCGGAGCGCGGACCAACUACGUGAUGACACAGCACGGGAACAGAUGUAUUAUUGCCGGUAUUGUAUUGCAAGUGGUGGUGUUGGGAUUCUUUGGGAUCACCGCGGGGGAUUACUUGGUCAGGGUCAAGAAGUGGGUCAACUCACCCGAGGCCACCCCAGAGGCGCUCGCCAUCUGGAAGGACAAGAAGUUCCGCCUGUUCGUGUAUGCCGUUGGGGGAGCCUACACUGGUAUCCUCAUCCGGUGUAUCUACCGUAUCGCCGAAAUGGCUGGCGGUUGGGGCAACUAUAUCAUGCAGGACGAACCCUCGUUUGUGGUGCUAGAAGGAUUCAUGGUUCUUAUCGCCGGCGUCCUCCUCGCAAUUUCCAAUCCCGGUUAUUUGUUUCCACAAAUGGCCGCCAACAAGUCCGCUUCCAACACAACCGACGAUAGCGCCCAGAGCGCUGACAACGGUGAUGCUGAGAAGCAGGCGCAGCCGGAGGGUCUUGGAACCCGCCGUCAAACGACGAGUGGGGAUGAGUCCGCUUUUAGUGAAGGGUAG